AACAUAAAUAAAACCAGAUAAUAAACACGUUGUCCAAGUCUAUAUAGAAACGUGAUAGCUAGUUGUGCUAACUUGAAACGAAAUAACGAUGAAGAUCUUGUUAUGUGCUUGUUUAGUGCUCCUGCAAAUAUCUCAAAUACCAUCGGAGCCUAUAUCAUCCAAUCCAUUUUGGAGUAACUACUCCAACUCGGAUGACCCAUCAGGAUUGGGACUUCGCCGGUCAAAACGACAAAUCAUCCCCAGUUUGCCAUCAAUUCCAAUCCCCAGCAUCAGUGGAACCUCGAUAAUUUUCGGGGACCGAACCAUCGAGCUGCCGGAAGUCCUGUCUAACGUGAUGAAAUCCAUGUUCGGCAAGAGUGACGCCUGGGAAUUUGUCCAUUUGCUGACCAAACAGCGAUGGUUUCCGGUGGGAGCUCUGGAACUAAUUUGUGACCUCAUUUUGGCGAAGUACCAACUUUUCGGGAAAUCGUUGGUGGCUUCCGGGAUGGGGAGAUUGAACAGUACCUUGGAUUUCUUCUCCUGGGCUGUCUCUGGCGUAUUGGAUAGUAUUCAGACGCAGCUUAACAAGGCAGUCGAUCUUGCGGCAACUCCCUUCCAGUACUCGUGGCAAUCGGUGAGGGAAUGCAUGAGGAACAAGUUUCGAGAAGCCGGCCAAGGAGUGGUGAAUACCACUGUGGGUUGCAUUCGAAAGAGGUGGAUCGAGGCACAGGAAGUUGUGCAGGAUUUCAGCGGAACUGUAACGGAGACCGAUACAGCAUUCGAACAUUGGUUGGAUGAGGUUACCAAAUGUUGCGAGAUUGAAGAUAAAGAAGAGGAGAGGGAGUGCUACGCUAAGGCAAUCACGAACCCUGCUCUAAAAAUUUUGAAACGUAUUACACCUCGUUGGAUCAAGUUAACUCUACAAAUUUCGGCAACCAUCGCUAUGUUUCAGCCAAAGCUGGAGUUUUGUGCAGCCGAACUCAUGGUUAAGCUGGUUUACGAAAUGGGAAAAGGAGGCAUAGGAAUCGCUUCGUGUAUGUGGGGUUAGAUUUUUGUUCUUAGAGCACGAAAAAUUGUGGAAUUUUCUACAAUUGAUGGAUUAAA
Messenger RNA from Uranotaenia lowii, 1083 nucleotides. RefSeq lists its product as uncharacterized. The transcript has 3 exons. Bases 89 to 1027 code for a protein of 312 amino acids. NCBI's taxonomy places the organism in Eukaryota, Metazoa, Arthropoda, Insecta, Diptera, Culicidae. The record is from RefSeq and is a predicted model, not a curated record.